GUGAGCAGUGGCCGGGGUGAAGAUCUAUGAAGUGGGCCUGCCUGGUGGGCUGAUGCUACGAUUCCAGGAGCCUUGGUGGUGGGGAGAGGACGUCUGAGCAGCAGUUUCUCCACACAGACUCCAGCUCCAUGGCCGCCCACCUGCUCCUCCUGGGCAUCCUCCUCCUGCUGCUUCCCCCACCGGCCCCUGCCCCUUGCCACACGGCCGCACGCUCCGAGUGCAAGCGCAAGCUCAAGUUUGUGCCCGGUUCAUGGCUGGCAGGGGAGGGUGUGGAUGUGACCAGCCUCCGCCGUUCAGGAUCCUUCCCGGUGGACACACGUAGGUUCCUGCGGCCUGACGGCACCUGCACCCUCUGUGAAAAUGCCCUAGAGCCAGGCACCCUCCAGCGCCUGCCCCUGGCAGUCACCGACUGGCAUGCCCAGGGCUCUGGCUGCCAGCACCAUGUGGCCAGGGCCAAAGCCAGCUCCACUGAAGCCGUGGCUCGGGAGGCAGCUGGCAGCAUUCGCAAUGACUGGAAGGUGGGGCUGGAUGUGACUCCCAAUCCCAACAUCAACACACAUGUGACCAUGGCUGGCUCACAUUCUCAGGCAGCCAAUUUUGCAGCCGACAAGAGCCACAAGGACCAGUACAGCUUCAGCACUGACUCAGUGGAGUGUCGCUUCUACAGUUUUCGCCUGGUGCACAUGCCCCCACUCCACCCUGACUUCAGGAGGGCCCUCAGGGACCUGCCCCCCCACUUCAAUGCCUCCACCGAACCCAGCUACCUCAGGCUCAUCUCCAACUACGGCACUCACUUCACCCGGGCCGUGCAGCUGGGCGGCCGCAUCUCAGCCAUCACUGCUCUGCGCACCUGCGAGCUGACCCUGGAAGGCCUCACGGCCAACGAGGUGGAGGACUGCCUGAACGUCGAGGCCCAGGUCAGCAUAAGCGGCCGUGCCAGCUCGUCGGCUGAAUCCAAAACCUGUGAGGAGAGGAAGAAGAAGCACAAGAUGACGGCCUCCUUCCACCAGUCCUUUCACGAACGCUAUUCUGAAGUGGUUGGCGGCCACCACACCUCCAUGCACGACCUGCUGUUCGGGAAACAGACCGGGCCUGAGCACUUCUCAGCCUGGGUGACCACAUUGACCGGCAGCCCCGGCCUGGUGGACUAUACCCUGGAGCCUCUGCAUGUGCUCCUGGAAAACCGGGACCCGAGGCGGGAGGCACUGAGGCAGGCUGUGAGUAAGUAUGUGACAGACAGGGCCCGCUGGAGGGACUGCAGCCGGCCGUGCCCCCCGGGGCAGCACAAGAGCCCCCAUAACCCAUGCGAGUGCAUGUGCCACAGCUCGGCGGCCACUACCCGGGACUGCUGUCCACGGCAGAGGGGCCUAGCCCAGCUGGAGGUGAUCCUCAUCCAAGCAUGGAAUCUGUGGGGAGACUUUUCCACUGCUACCGAUGCCUAUGUGAAGGUCUUCUUCGGUGGCCAGGAGCUAAGGACGGGCACCGUGUGGAACAAUAACAACCCCAAGUGGAUGACACGGCUGGAUUUCGGGAACGUGCUCCUGGCCACAAGAGGGCCCCUGAGGGUGCAGGUCUGGGAUGCAGACCAUGGCUGGGACGAUGACCUCCUUGGGAGCUGUGACCGAACUCUAAAGUCUCAUCCACAAGGGAAAGAGGAGGUCUGCAACCUGAAUCAUGGUCACCUGAAAUUCCGCUACUACGCCAAGUGCCUGCCCCAUUUGUCAGGGGACAGUUGCCUGGAGUACGCCCCCCAAGGGCUUCUGGGAGAGCCACCAGGAAACCGCAGCGGGGCCGUGUGGUGAGAAUGGUGAGCUCUGAGAGGAACCCUACACUUGGACUACAGGGACUCUCAGAGUGGGAGCUGGGCCUGUCUUCAUAUUCCCAUUAGACAGAUAGAAAACUGCGGCCCAGACUGUUUUUCACUGAGGAGGCUGAAUUUAGAGGUCAACCCCAAAUCUCCCUGACCAGCCUGCCUCAGACCGCCAAUAUUCCUGGGUCCUCAGUCUCUGCCUCAUAGCCCACAGCUUCUGCCAGGAGCUGGUCAGAGGCCCACAGUCUACUCCCACCAGGCUGCCCAGUGCUCCUCUCCUCAGAACCCCCCUUGAGCCCUUUUCUGGCAUGGCAAAUGCUUCAUCACCUUGGGCGGAGCCCCCGUGACCCCAAGUUGCUGUUUGCUCUGUCUUCUCUGCCCACCAGGCUUUGCCUCUCAGACACAUCAAAGGCUGUCCUGACCUGUCUUACAGUGUCCAUUGCUUAACAGAGGACCAAUAAAUACGAUUUGUCCACGAUGGUGGUUGUGGCAGAGGGGAGAAUGGGCACCUCACACACCCUGAAGAUAGGGAACUCGCACAUAGUAACCCAUAGAAAACAGGCAGGCAAGCAAGGAAAGGAACAGUUUUUCUACUUUUGCUGGAAAUGGGGGGACCAAAAAUAUUUUACUUUCUUCAUAACUCUGACUCAAGAAACAGCAGAAUAAACUUGGUGAUAAAUGGCAAUGCACAUUCAGCUUCCAGAUGAAAAGCAACAGGGAACAGCAGGGCACACAUCUCAUCUACACGGGGAGGCUGCCCCUCUGUCCAGCCAAACAUUCCAAGCAAGAAUGUGAGCCCAGGGCUGCCAGGUCUUCUAGUUUUUCUAAAUAACCAGAAACCCCAACUUGACUUCUAGCAGUGGGAAUUGAUUUCACUUUGUGAAAAUAAACCCUUGUGGGCAAACUCAGUAAAAAAAAAAAAACACGUAUGUGGGCUAUAAUUGAUCUAGGGCCACCAGUUUUGAAAACUGUACUUUUGACAGAACCCAUUUACUCAUGCUGAAAAGCUGUCUCCUGUCUCACAAUUCAAGGAGAAAGACCACUGGCUCCAACAAUGUGGUCUUUGUGGGAAUCCCUAGCCUUGGAUGCAGUAAAUCCAGAGUCUUGAGUUCCAACAUGGAAUGAAGUGGUCUUUGUUUCAUGGGUCUGGGACACAGGCCUUAGCACACAGGCCCACAGAGGGGGUGACAAGAUUCAGGGCAGCUUCCUAGACCUGGCAGGAAGGGCCAGUGUCAGAGGGCUCAGAGGAGCUGGCAUGGCCCUCCUGACUCUUUGAAACUCCCUGUCAAUUAAGCUCCUUGAGGUUCGUGUAGGACCCAUAGGACCAAAAGCCAAGCAGUGACAUUAUCUGACCCUAAAUCUUCAGGUGGAGCAGAAGGGAUGAGCAAGGUCUAGAAGCCUGGUUGAAAACGCUGUUCUUCCAUGCUUCUGUUCACAGUCAUACACUCAAAUGACAGCACAAGAGAGAUCUGGACACUUGCGGCUCCCUGCUGCACUGGUUAGAAACAAACAUGGGUGUGGACAGUGCCUUCCGGGAAAGGCAGGUCCACAGGUCCAGGAUAGGCCAGCUCUGACAAAGGGUGGGAGUCUUGGUCAAUAGGUAUAAAUCUAUUGGGAAGUACCAGGAGCCCAAGGAGAACAUGCACUUCACCCAGUUAUCCCAGCCAAGGGUCAAGGGAACUGAGGUGUUCAUACACUACCUCCCAUCAGUCAUUAGUUAAGGACUCCUGGAGGUGGGCAUUAAUUCUCCCUCACUCCUGGCCCAUCAAAGGGGCAGGCAGAACAGAGUCCACUGACUAGAAAAAAACACGCUGGAAAGAGGGGUAGAGGCUGAGAAUCCAAGUGCAGGGAGAUGCACCAAGAUGCUGCCUGCGACCACUGACAUUCAUGCCCUUGGAAACCUGAGUCAUGGUUUGUGGGAAGCGCGAGUUCCAGGGCAGUGGCCAAAGGGCUGCUGGUGGGACUGUCCAGGACUUAGGGGUUCAGGAGAAUGAGGGCAGGCACCGGGGCUCCACAGCAGUACCCUCACUGGGCCAGUUCCCAGGCAGGAUCUGGGGACAGUGUUCCUGAAUGCUUAGCCUCCCCCACCACCCU
Molecule: messenger RNA, 3904 nt
Organism: Nycticebus coucang (slow loris)
Lineage: Eukaryota; Metazoa; Chordata; Mammalia; Primates; Lorisidae
Gene: PRF1
Product: perforin 1
Exons: 3
Coding region: 129-1802 (557 amino acids)
Biological process (GO): leukocyte mediated cytotoxicity
Molecular function (GO): pore-forming activity; calcium ion binding
Source: RefSeq, a predicted model, not a curated record